This is a messenger RNA of Prunus persica (peach), 3173 nucleotides long. Its product is annotated as pentatricopeptide repeat-containing protein At3g57430, chloroplastic. Gene Ontology annotation, biological process: RNA modification. Gene Ontology annotation, molecular function: RNA binding; zinc ion binding; protein binding. Lineage: Eukaryota; Viridiplantae; Streptophyta; Magnoliopsida; Rosales; Rosaceae. Gene Ontology annotation, cellular component: intracellular membrane-bounded organelle. The transcript has a single exon. The record is from RefSeq and is a predicted model, not a curated record. Bases 436 to 3141 code for a protein of 901 amino acids.
ACAGACCAAUUCAUUGGAAACCUCAAUUGCCCAACUUGACAGAUCAUUUCUUUUUCAUCUAAUUCAUGUCAAGAGUUGUUUCUUUAUCUUUAAAUGAUUGAUGAAGCAAUUGGUCGGAAAAAAUUAUCAGCAGUGAAAGUGAUGAUCAUGUUCAUCAAAUGAUGAUGAGAGAUGACAAAAUUCUCUGGUCUAAAGAGUGAUGACAAAAUUCUGGAAAAGCAAGUGAGCAAGCAAAAGCACAACCUAAGGUCUUUCUCUCUCUGAGAAUUUCUUAAAAUUUAAUCACAUGAAAGAAAAAGAUGAAGAGGAAGAUAGAAUAUCCAGUCAGUGGGCCCAACCCCUAUCACUUGUUCAAAACAUGAACGAACAACUAUAGAACUACUUUUCUUUUAGAACUAUCUAUCCUGUAGCUGCUCCAACUGUAAUAACUACCAAAUGUCCUCCUACACUCAACUGCUCUCACCUCUCUCUGGACCCUUACCUUCUUCGCAAACACUUUCUUCCCUCCAAAUCCACCAACCCACAACUCUUAAAAGAAACACUUUAAAGCAAUCUCCUAUACUCAACCAACCCACCACCACCACCUCUCCGCCAAAACUCUUAUCCCAUUCUCGCACUCCGGCCUCAUGGAUCGAAACCCUUCGCUCCCAAACCCGGUCCAAUCAUUUCCGAGAAGCCAUUUUAACGUACAUCGAAAUGACUCUUUCGGGUAUAGUACCCGACAACUUUGCUUUCCCGGCAGUUCUCAAGGCCGUUACAAGCCUUCAGGACUUGAAUUUGGGGAAGCAGAUUCAUGCCCAUAUCGUGAAAUUUGGGUAUGGAUCAUCUUCAGUGACCGUGGCUAAUACACUUGUAAAUGUGUAUGGAAAAUGUGGAGAUAUAGGAGAUGCAUGCAAAGUGUUCGAUGGAAUAAUUGAGAGAGAUCAAGUUUCUUGGAAUUCGAUGAUUGCUGCUUUGUGUCGGUUUGAGGAAUGGGAACUAGCUCUUGAGGCGUUUAGGUCGAUGUUAAUGGAGAAUAUGGAGCCUAGCUCCUUUACUUUGGUGAGUGUGGCACUUGCUUGUUCUAAUUUGCACAAGCGUGAUGGUUUGCGGCUUGGAAAGCAAGUUCAUGCGUAUAGUGUGAGAAUGAGCGAGUGCAAAACAUUUACAAUCAAUGCUUUAUUGGCAAUGUAUUCUAAAUUAGGAGAAGCUGAAUACUCGAGAGCUUUGUUUGAGUUGUAUGAGGACUGUGACAUGGUUUCAUGGAACACGAUGAUAAGUUCAUUAUCUCAGAAUGACCAAUUUAUGGAAGCAUUAGAGUUCUUCCGCCUUAUGGUUCUUGCCGGAUUUAAACCAGAUGGGGUCACAGUUGCAAGUGUUCUUCCUGCCUGUUCUCAUCUGGAGAUGCUAGACACAGGGAAGGAAAUACAUGCUUAUGCCUUGAGAACCAAUGAAUUGAUUGAGAAUUCUUAUGUGGGUAGUGCUUUAGUUGACAUGUAUUGCAAUUGCCGACAAGUUUCAAGUGGUUGCCGUGUUUUUAAUGCUGUCUUGGAGAGGAAAAUUGCACUUUGGAAUGCAAUGAUUACUGGUUAUGCACAAAAUGAGUACAACAAGGAGGCCUUGAACCUGUUCCUUGAAAUGUGUGCUGCCUCUGGGCUUUCUCCAAAUUCUACCACAAUGUCAAGUAUCGUGCCAGCCAGCGUGCGGUGUGAAGCAUUCUCUGAUAAAGAAAGUAUCCAUGGUUAUGUAAUAAAGAGGGGUCUGGAGAAGAACAGGUAUGUGCAAAAUGCACUUAUGGACAUGUACUCCAGGAUGGGGAAGACACAAAUUUCAGAAACUAUAUUUAACAGCAUGGAGGUAAGAGACAUAGUGUCUUGGAACACCAUGAUCACUGGUUAUGUUAUCUGUGGACGCCAUGGUGAUGCACUUAAUCUGAUAUAUGACAUGCAGAGAGUGAAAGAGAAAAAGAACAUGAAUGAUAAUGCUUAUGAUGAUGAAGGAAGGGUUCCUCUUAAGCCAAAUUCUAUAACAUUCAUGACAAUUCUUCCCGGUUGUGCUGCAUUGGCAGCACUUGCUAAGGGGAAAGAGAUUCAUUCUUAUGCUAUUAAACAUUUGUUGGCAUUUGAUGUUGCAGUAGGAAGUGCACUGGUUGACAUGUAUGCGAAAUGUGGCUGCAUAGAUUUAGCUAGAGCUGUGUUUAAUCAGAUACCAAUAAAGAAUGUGAUCACCUGGAAUGUACUUAUCAUGGCUUAUGGGAUGCAUGGGAGAGGGGAGGAAGCCUUAGAACUAUUUAAGAAUAUGGUGGAUGAAGGAUGUCGGAAUAAAGAGGUAAGACCUAAUGAAGUUACUUUCAUUGCACUGUUUGCAGCAUGUAGCCAUUCUGGGAUGGUAGAUGAAGGACUGAAUUUGUUUCACAAAAUGAAAAGUGACCAUGGGGUUGAACCCGCAACAGAUCAUUAUGCUUGUGUUGUGGAUUUGCUUGGCCGGGCAGGUAAUGUGGAGGAAGCAUAUCAACUUGUCAACACCAUGCCUUCUGAGCUUGAUAAAGCAGGUGCCUGGAGUAGCUUGCUUGGUGCUUGUCGAAUUCAUCAGAAUGUAGAGAUUGGGGAAAUUGCAGCUAAUCAACUCCUGGAGUUGGAGCCUAGUGUGGCUAGUCACUAUGUUCUACUCUCAAAUAUAUACUCAUCCUCUGGGCUUUGGGAUAAGGCAAUGGAUGUUCGGAGAAAGAUGAAGGAAAUGGGAGUGAAGAAAGAGCCUGGUUGUAGUUGGAUUGAGUUUGGAGAUGAGGUUCAUAAGUUUUUGGCUGGAGAUUUGUCACAUCCACAAAGUGAACAGCUCCAUGAAUUUCUUGAAACCCUGUCAGAGAAGAUGAAAAAGGAGGGUUAUGUGCCUGAUACUUCUUGUGUACUUCACAAUGUUGAUGAGGAGGAGAAAGAAACUCUACUCUGUGGGCACAGUGAAAAACUGGCACUAGCAUUCGGCAUUCUCAAUACCCGUCCUGGGACUACCAUUAGAGUUGCCAAGAACCUUAGAGUCUGUAACGACUGCCACAUGGCGUCAAAGUAUAUCUCAAAGAUACUCGACAGGGAGAUCAUCUUAAGAGAUGUAAGAAGGUUCCAUCAUUUUAAAAAUGGAACUUGUUCAUGUGGAGAUUAUUGGUAAAAGAAAGGUACCUAAAAUUAAUUCUUCUUCAA